AUGCAGAAUACGGGAGUACUCCUCAUUUUGAUGGAUUCAUUGCGACAAGCCUUUGCUCGCACUGCUCUGAGCGUUGCGGAUUAUGUCGUACCAGUUUUGCGCACUUCAAGGUUCAAAGAAACAGGAGUUAUCACGCCAGAUGAAUUUAUCGCCGCUGGUGACUUCCUUGUUCAUCACUGUCCAACUUGGCAAUGGUCGUCAGGCGACAAGCCGCCAAGAAGCUAUCUCCCGGCUAGAAAGCAAUAUCUGGUUACGCGUAAUGUCCCGUGCUACAAGCGCAUCAGCCAGAUUGAUAACCAUGACGAGGAACUUGAAAAAGUAGUGGAGGAUGACGAAUUCGGCGAAGGCUGGGUCGACACACACCAUUACGCCACGACAUGUGCCGACAGCCCUCCAGAAAUGAUGAUUCCCUCUUAUGAAGUUUCGAACAUAGCGAACAGGCUUGGGUUGUGUGAAGACACACCGAACACAUUGGGAGAGGAUGAUGACGAGGACGAAGAGGCCGAGGAUAUGGAUGCAUUUGUUCAAGAUAACAUGUUGGAUGCGAUUGAUCCCGUUGCGGCCACACCCACGAAACCACUCAGUCCUCCAAGGUCAACCAAAGAUAGAAUUAUCGAAACACGAACAUAUGAUCUGUACAUAACUUACGACAAGUAUUACCAAACGUCUCGUUUGUGGCUCUAUGGAUAUAGUGAAGACAUGACCCCCCUGACUGAAGAGCAGAUGUAUGAGGAUUUCAGUCAGGAUCACGCUAAAAAGACAGUAACCAUGGAGCAACACCCCCAUCUUUCUGGACCUCCAAUGCCAUCGAUCCAUCCUUGUCGGCAGGCAGAUGUAAUGCGCAAGUUAAUUGAGACUAUGGCCGAUUGCGGAGCUGAACUGGCCGUUCAUCAGUACAUUAUGGUGUUCCUCAAAUUCGUUCAGGCCGUCAUUCCAACCAUCGAGUACGACUAUACUCGAAAUUUCUCCAUGUCUUAG
Molecule: messenger RNA, 978 nt
Organism: Dicrocoelium dendriticum
Lineage: Eukaryota; Metazoa; Platyhelminthes; Trematoda; Plagiorchiida; Dicrocoeliidae
Source: the annotation of a GenBank genome assembly